This is a messenger RNA of Melampsora larici-populina 98AG31, 2392 nucleotides long. RefSeq lists its product as uncharacterized. The coding region runs from base 95 to 1975 and encodes 626 amino acids. Gene Ontology annotation, cellular component: actin filament; actin filament bundle; cytoplasm. Gene Ontology annotation, biological process: actin filament bundle assembly; actin filament network formation. Gene Ontology annotation, molecular function: calcium ion binding; actin filament binding. The transcript is spliced from 7 exons. The record is from RefSeq and is a predicted model, not a curated record. Lineage: Eukaryota; Fungi; Basidiomycota; Pucciniomycetes; Pucciniales; Melampsoraceae.
CAUUUAUCCUAUCAACUUGACUUUCCAACUACAAUUCAUAGAGACUUCUUUAACUAACUAUUUAUCAUCAUCAAACUAAUCAAAUCAAUCAAACAUGGAAGCUAUCAAGCUUCAAAAGAAGUAUCCUCAAUUUUCUCAACCGGAGGUCAUGUCUCUUGUUUCUAGAUUCAAAGACAUGGAUAUCGAUGGAAAAGGUUCGAUCACCAAACAGGAAGCCAUCACAGCUCUUUCUUCUGGUCAUAAUUCAGAAGGAACUUAUGAUUCGGUUAGAACUACAUUGAAAGAAGUUCAAGUGGAUUCAUCAGGAAAGAUUGAAUUAGAAGAUUAUAUUGAUCUGAUUGCAAAAUUACGUCAAGGUAGGAAUAAAACGGCUGGUGUGGCGAUCGGUAGUCCUGGAAAGAGUCGCGUGGUUGUUCAAGGAAGCAAUAGUAAUAUUCAACAUGGUAUUUUACCUGAUGAGUUAUCAGCCUUCACAACACAUAUCAAUGGGGUUCUAGGUGGUGAUCCCGAUAUCGGCGAUCGACUUCCAUUACCCACUGAAACAUUUCAGAUAUUUGAUGAAGCAAGAGACGGAUUAAUACUUUGUAAAUUAAUCAACGAUUCUGUUCCAGAUACGAUUGAUGAACGAGUCUUAAACAAACCAGUAGCAAAGACUCAAUUCAAACCGAUCAACAAUUUUCAAAUGACCGAAAACAAUAAUAUAGUGAUCAGUUCAGCCAAAGCCAUUGGUUGUUCAGUUGUUAACGUAGGCGCUAGUGAUAUUAUUGAUGGACGUGAACAUUUGAUUUUAGGAUUGAUUUGGCAAAUCAUCAGACGUGGAUUGUUAAGUAAGAUUGAUAUUAAAUUACAUCCUGAACUUUAUAGAUUAUUAGAAGAUGGAGAAACUUUGGAAGAGUUUUUGAGAUUACCACCUGAUCAGAUUUUACUUAGAUGGUUCAAUUAUCAUUUAAAAGCUGCAAAUUGGCCUCGCAGAGUCAACAAUUUCAGCAAAGACAUAUGUGAUUCCGAAAACUACACUGUCCUUCUCAACCAACUCGUACCAGCCCAAUGUUCACGUGCACCAUUACAACAAACAAAUCUAGAGCAAAGAGCCGAACAAGUGCUUCAAAAUGCAGAUGCGAUCGGUUGUCGAAAGUUUUUAACUUCUAAAUCGAUUGUAGUUGGUAAUCCAAAGCUUAACUUGGCUUUUGUUGCAAAUCUGUUUAAUACUCAUCCUGGCUUAGAAGCUCUUGAAGAAUCUGAAAGACCUGUGAUUGAAGAUUUUGAUGCUGAAGGUGAACGAGAAGCACGUGUGUUCACCUUAUGGCUUAAUAGUCUUAAUGUCGAACCGGGUGUUUACAACUUGUUUGAAGACCUCAAAGAUGGAACCGUAAUCUUACAAGCUUUUGAUAAAGUGAUUCCAGGUUGUGUGACAUGGAGAAGAGUUAGUAAACCAAAAGAAGGUCAAGAACUAAGUCGAUUUAAAUGUGUAGAGAACACGAAUUAUGCCGUAGAAUUAGGACAAGCCAAUCGAAUGACAUUAGUAGGAGUUCAAGGAGCCGAUAUAGUGGAUGGUACUAAAACACUUGUGCUUGGUUUAGUUUGGCAAUUGAUGAGAAAAUCAGUGAUUGCUACACUUGCUUCACUUUCGAAAGGAAACAAUAGAGAAGUUACAGAUAGUGAUAUGAUCAGAUGGGCAAAUGAUCGAGUUAAAGCUGCUUCUAAACGUACUACGAUGAGAAGCUUUAAAGAUUCGACACUUAAGACGGGGCAUUUCUAUCUUGAUUUACUUGAUGCUCUUAAACCGGGUUAUGUUGAUUAUUCAUUAGUUUAUGAAGGUCGUAAUGAGGAUGAAUGCACAAUGAAUAAUAAAUUGGCCAUCUCUAUUGCUAGAAAGGCUGGUGCUUUGAUCUUUGUAGUACCUGAAGACUUGGUAGAAGUCCGUCCACGUCUAGGUUUAACAUUUAUUGCGGCUUUAAUGGCAUUAGGACAAUAAAAUGACGAAUCUUUAAAGAUAACUUAAAACUUAUUGAUGUUUAUUUGGGUGUAGUGAAUUGUAAGAUUUUCUAUUGUUGUUAUCUUUUGUUUGUUUCUAUUUUACUUUUAUCUCUUUGUAAAUGAAUUAUCUAGCAAAGAAUUUAAAAAAAUGAACAUUAUCACAGUGUGAAUGGUAUUAUGAGAUGGAAAUAUACAUUUACAUACAUCAAUUUUAUAGACUUGAUUCUGAAUCUUCAAUCAGCUUGUUUUAUCAUCGAUUCUUUCGAUAUGUUUGGGAUACAAAACAAGACGAUGUGUAACUUAUUUCUUACAUAAAAAAACAUCAACGAGUUCGAAUAGGUUGUUUUACUGAUACUAUUUGUAUAGUUGAAGUGUAGUCAUCGAUCGUUCUGAAACUUGAUCAUAUCUUAAGCAU